UCAGAAAUAUGGAACCUGGUUAUAUCAGUCUGGCAGAGCGUAUUUAAUCAGCCCUUCUGCUGCCAAUUGGACAGAUGCUUCAGCUGCGUGUUGCAAAAUCGGAUUAAAAUUGCUCAGCAUCGACUACAACUUUAAAUACGACAGCCUGAUAUCUCUCUUGCAAAAAGAUAAAAACAUCGCCGAUACGUAUUGGACAUCUGGCGCGAGGAUCGGUGAUAACAAAGUUUUCGGUUGGUGCUCGAGUGACAGGACAGUGAGAAAUGCGAAAUGGGCACCAGGCCUGCCAGGAAACGCAGACGACUGUGUGGUGGUUAACUUGAUGGACAACAAGGUCCAGAUUGCAGACAAGGACUGCAAAAAUACUUACAAGUAUAUUUGCGAGGCGAGAGAUACGAGGACAUCAACAUCACCUGGACGUGCGAUAUUAAUCGAAUGUGGCCUUCUAUACAAUAUAACUGAAGAUCAAGUCGAUUCGCUGUGGUCUUCUAGCGCAUUUGACUUGCGUCUAAAGUGCUUUGUCAAGUGUGUUGGCGAGUUCGGGAAUCUGAUAAUUGAUGGUCGGGUUGUGACGCAAGAAAUGAUUAAGUUGGCCCAAGAACUGUCUCUCGGCGCUGAUAUGAACACGUACACCCAAAACGUUGCUAUUGCCUCUGUUUGUGGAAAUCAAGUCGGCAUGGACGAGUGUGACACUGCGUCAUUAGCGUUCUCCUGCGUCCAGGAGCAGUCCCCGGAUAUUGUCCAGCGCGCCAUGCUGAACCAAGAAAAUAGCGGCUCAAUAGACUUUGCUGCGUUACCAUCAGCACAGUCUCUUUGUCGGGAUCUCUCAUCUGUGGCCUCUAAUUUGAACAUCGAGUGCAGGAAAGCCUAUGUGAAUCAAGAUCCAAAUCCAUGUGGGAGAAGAGCGUAUUACAACGUUUGCGGAGGUCGGAAUUACGUUUUGGUUGAUAACCCUUGGACGAAAGGUAUUGGGCCAGCCAACGCAGCGUGCAUGGAUUUGGGUCUGAAACUCGCUUCGUUUGAAACAUUUGAAGAGUUCAAAUGUGUCACUGACAUGUUUGCACUGCCAUCUAGAACAAUCUAUAUGUGGGUAUCUGGAUCUUUCUGGAAUAUGGCGACCAAGCCCGUAUGGUGUGGCUCAAACACCCCUUUAGACACUACAAAGUAUCCGUGGAAUCUUGAUGGCAAUGGGAAACCAGCUCUUACGGGACCGGGUAUUUUCGUUCAAGUAGUAAUCAAGUCAAGUGGUUCAUUUUUGAAGAAUAUUCCUAAUAAUAACCAAACUUGUGGCAGUCUCUGCGAAAAUUAAUCAUAUUAUAAUAGUUCUAUUUUGAUCGCAAAAAAAUAUUUGUUGUGCUGCAUAACCUGUAUAAAAUCACGCACAAUUAUAAUUCGUUGAAUAAACUGGUUUUCAUUGAAUAACGUACAGCUAUAAGUAAAAUAAUUUAAACCGUGAAAAAUACAAAACGAUUCUGAAUGCUAUUUUACGUGUGUCCGUACGUAGGACUUUAUUUAAAAUGGAAUGAUAAUGAAUCACUCAUAAAACAAACCACUCCCGAAUCUUGUCAAUCAACCGGGACCACCGAGAAAUGAAAGAAUUAUGAAAUUUGUAAAAAUUUUGAGGAUGAGGAUAGACAUGUAUUUACUCGAUUUGCAUGCCAUGGAUAUCACUAUUUGUUAUGUUCAAUUCAGAUGUAUAAUUAUUGUAGGAUAAUUGUAAAUUUAGAUUUUGUGGUGAACAGUGUGAAAAGUAUCAUAUUUUGAAAUGCUUAGCAAAGAGAAUUAAUUUAAGGAGAAGCAGCAAAGAGUUGUAAGAAUUGAUUGUAGGAUUAGUGUCGCACGCAUAUUAUGCGUUUAAUAAUAAAUUCAUUCAAAUUUGUAUAAAUAAAAAAUGAUACAACUUUCACUAAGUUAAAUAAAUAUAAAAUAUAUCAUACAAAUAUUUUGGGAAGUGCCACCUGCAUUGCAAAAGGGCACGGAUCUAUGUAGCUAACAGGUUUUCAUCGUGGAGAAACAGGAAAUCUGAAUAAAAUUGCAUAUUAAUACUAUAUUUUGCAGAAAUUUUAGCAUUCUUGGGUCUCAAAUGGCCAGUGGCAAGGUCACCGACUCUUGAUUUUUUAAUAGUUAAAAUUAAGCUAAAUAACUCCCAAUUUUAACUGCAAGGAAAUUUAUGGAAUGAAUACUAGGCCUGAAAAUUUUGCAAGAUAUUAAUAGGAAAUAAAUUUA
Cloeon dipterum is the source of this 2223-nucleotide messenger RNA. RefSeq lists its product as uncharacterized. Bases 320 to 1306 code for a protein of 328 amino acids. Lineage: Eukaryota; Metazoa; Arthropoda; Insecta; Ephemeroptera; Baetidae. The transcript is spliced from 13 exons. Gene Ontology annotation, molecular function: odorant binding. The record is from RefSeq and is a predicted model, not a curated record.